AUGGGAUCCUGCAUAUCCUUUAAAACCAAGAUUUUGGCUGAUAAACAAACCGCAGAACUUAACAUUAAUUAUCAACAAAAAAGAAUUGCGAUCCGCCAAAUUUACCAAAAAAAGGCUAAGCAGGCUCCUAUUUUAAAACUUGACACGAAUCCCUUGUAUAUUAAAAGAACUUUUUCCGAGAUUACAAGCAAAACUGGAGUGAGUAAUUCCCUAAAUCAUCUUCUUGACUAA
Molecule: messenger RNA, 231 nt
Organism: Blepharisma stoltei
Lineage: Eukaryota; Ciliophora; Heterotrichea; Heterotrichida; Blepharismidae
Source: the annotation of a GenBank genome assembly